Protopolystoma xenopodis is the source of this 1275-nucleotide messenger RNA. NCBI's taxonomy places the organism in Eukaryota, Metazoa, Platyhelminthes, Monogenea, Polystomatidea, Polystomatidae. The record is from the annotation of a GenBank genome assembly.
AUGAAAAGUACCUCUGAUGCCCCAAGUAGCCGAUGUCCAGGUAAACGUUCUAGUUUGUUGCAGUCUUACUCAGAGAUUCCAGAAUCGAAAGUUUUUCAGGAAGGACCAACGAUUGAAAAUAAGAUAGCCAAUGAACGGGCUGUAACGUCUAUUUCACUGCAUGGCCGAGCCCAAACAAAAAGUAAACAAUUAAACCUCAAUUCCCCCGAUUACCAGACAGCAGCGGAUACCAAAGGGCUUUUUGAGCAGGAGAGAGAGAAUAUACUAGCUCAAUACAACUCAUGGCCUCGGCCCAUUCCUCUGACGCCUCAGCAGCAAAAGAUUAUCUACCAUUCUUUUUGUCCAAGGCUGCGAAAACUUUUUGCAUCCAGCCUGACCAAGAAUUUCCUUUCCAUUGAAGCACAGUCACAGGCUUUUGCAUGUGACCAAAGCAAAGCUGAACGGGAGAUGGAAGAGGAAGCCAAUCUGCAAAAGGAGGGUUCUCUACAGACGCUCAAGGAAGAAAUAAAGAAGAGGCAAGAUGAAGAUGGAGAAGAAAUGGAAAUUGAUCAAAAGUCCCUUGGCCAUUGUGCUCAGACUGGGGAGCAUAAACAAAGGAAAGAACUCGAUAAUCGGGACUCAAAACAGAUUAAACCGCCAAUUCAGGUGAAAAAAAAUGAGGAAUGCCUUUCGUCCGAUUGGCAAGAACAGGACAAACUGUUCGGGCCGCGGAUUUCUCAAAAGCGCCCUUCUUCUGUCCAGCGGCCUAAUCAGGAUCCGGUAGUCAAUAAUCUGCAAACCCAACUCCGGAUUACACGAGAUCAUCAGCUUUGGCGACAACAGUUGCGCAAGAAAUUGGCAGAUCGGCGUCGACAACAUCAAGGGUCGUUGAUAGAACGGACGCUAGUCAACAAACCUGCCAACGUUGAGCGUGCACAGCGUUUGGCUGCACCAGAUAAACCUCAUCGCCAGACUCUGGGGGGAAACACGAAGUCGGGUAGCUCAUUACGAAAGCUCUGCAAGCAAAACUCCCUGACAGAGGCUACUAAUGCUCCUCAUUCUGGCUCCCCUACUUCGCAUUCUUCUCGGUCCUCCUCCUCAUCAUCCUCAUCCUGCUCAUUCUCGUCUUCGUCAACUUCAUCAGGAUGUACCGCGAUUCUGAAACGAAUUCAACUUCCUGCAGCUUCCGUACAACGAGUUGGUCUUCGAGGUCAAGUCCACUCUAAAAUGCAUAAUACUUCAGAUAAAGUGAAGACAGUAGCAUUAUUAGACGGCUCAAUCGGCAGCACGGUACAG